AUGUCAGUCUUCCACCUUAUCUUUGGAACAACAUGGGGAAUCCUAUUUCAACUGUGCAUAUUAUCUCUAUGCAUUAUAGCAGGUGUUAUGCUAUACCACGCAUUGUGUAAUAAUGAUCAUGGGAAUGAAAAUUACGUGAUUGAAAAUAACACAGUAAAAAUUGAUGAGGUUCCUGUAUAUGCAGAUAAACCAGCAUUUUGUACUUCAAAUCAAGCAGAAAAUUACGGACAGAAUGUUUUACUUGUAUUUCCUCAAAGCACCAAUCAACUAUAUUCAGUCUACUCUCCUGAUGAAUCACAAGGUCAACACCAGACAGAUAUUUCUGAACAAGUUACAGUUUGA
This is a messenger RNA of Trichomonas vaginalis G3, 342 nucleotides long. RefSeq lists its product as uncharacterized. The transcript has a single exon. The coding region runs from base 1 to 342 and encodes 113 amino acids. Lineage: Eukaryota; Parabasalia; Trichomonadida; Trichomonadidae. The record is from RefSeq and is a predicted model, not a curated record.